UUAUUUUUAUUAUUUUUACUAUCCAAUGACCAUAAAAGCAUCCUCUGCUUGAAUCAGUUGAUAUUUCAUCUUCCUGCCCUCCCUCCCUCUCUUUCUCUCUAGCACUUGAGCUCUCCUCUCCUUUCAGAUUUUUAGGGUUUGAUAGUUGAUUUUGUUCUGUUCGAUUGCGAGGUUUUCCGCCUGUAAGUUUGCGAUCUGAUUCAAUUUCAUGGUAAUAUAGCCUCAAUAGUGAGAAUUGGAGAGAUGAAACAGAUAUCGCACUCUUAAUUUCCGCCUGGUUCCAUGGUUAGGGGGUUUAACCACCUGUCUGGUUCAUUUUUAAGAGCUUUCAUGAUGUUGUAGUUGCAAGUGACAAACGCUAUAGAGGUUUUCUUGACAAAUGAUGCAGAGAGGAGACUUGUCUUCCAUGGGGGAAUUAGCAAGGGGAUACAAUGGAGAAACUCAAGAAAUUUUUUAUCAGAGGGGUUAUUUUCAUCCCGUGGAGAAGGGCACAGGGCCUCUGUUUGAAGGUUUUCAGAGGCUUCGGCUUGGGGAUGGACCAGAUUUUAAUGGCUCAGCUCCAACAAAUGACAAUCUCAAGCAGGUUAUUAAGGCAGUUGAGGCAGCUGAAGCCGUUAUCAAUCAACAGGAAGAAGAGAAUAAGAACCUGCGCAUGGAACUUCAGAGAAAAGGACAGGAACUUGAAAAAUAUAAAUUAGAAGCUGCAAGUCCCCCAAUGUCAACUGCAAAUGGUUCUGGAGAAGGAGGUAUGAUGAUCAUCCACAAUAAUCCGACACCCACAGAAAAUGUUAGUCAUGCACCAGAAACUAGUUCAGCAAGUCAACACUUCCCUCAGAGCAGUAAUGGGAGUGGAACUUUCAGAGCAUUACCUGAUGGGCUGGCAGGUGGGGAUAAUGCAGGGUUCUCCCAUAUAUCCUCACCAUCUUACCGGCACCAAAAGGAAGGGCAAUAUGAUCCCAGGCCUAAGUCAUCUGAUCAAGGGCUGGUGUACAUUCCUGAAAAUAUGGCUCUUAAGAUUAGAGAAUAUGAGGAGGACAUAUUUCAUUCAAGAAAACAACUUGCUGACUAUUCUAUGAGGGAAGCACAAUUACGUAAUGAGAAAAACGUUCUGGAAAAGCGCAUUGCUUAUAUGCGCAUGGCAUUUGAUCAGCAGCAGCAGGAUCUAGUGGAUGCAGCAUCAAAGGCUCUAGCAUAUAGACAAGAUAUAAUAAAGGAAAACAUACGUCUUACAUAUGCACUACAAGCUUCAGAGCAAGAGCGUACAAUAUAUAUAUCCUCCUUAUUGCCUCUUCUUUCUGAUUAUGAUUUGACACCACCUGUGACUGAUGCUCAAUCCAUUGUUAGCAAUCUCAAGUUGUUAAUUCAACAUUUGCGUGAGAAACUGAACUUCAGUGAGACUAAGAUGAAGGAGUCUCAGUACCAAUUGGCCGCUUGGCACCCAGAUAGUCUGAACAACCCCAAUUUUAUUCCGCACCCACCUUUCCAUUCUGGUGGUGAGGUAUCACACUCAUCUCAUAUUAAACGUGGUCUUGAAAUUGUGCCCCAAGCUGCAUAUUCUGCUGCACAAAUGCCAAUAUCUCCUACUUCCAAUGCCCAGACAGCCAUAAUAGAUUGGGAGGCAUUUGGGAACCAAUAUCAUCAUAGUGGUUCAAAAAAUGUGGGUCAUGAUAAUACGGAACCAUCCACCUUCUCUGAAACUAGGAUUGCUACUGCCCAAGGUCUGUCAUCUGUUCUUCCUCCUGCACAAAAUGAUGGUCAUGCUGAUUCUCUCUCAUUCAAGGACCUUGCGAGUGAUAGUGAAGUAGAUGGUUCUCGACAACAAAGUGAGAGAGAACCAGCGGUCCAUUGGGCUUCAGCAAGUGCUCCAUUUAACAUGCCUGCACCUGAGGAUCCAAGCUCGUCCUUUACUCCCCAAUUACCUCCAGUACUUGAAGAACCUAGCUCCUCAUAUUCUGAAGCAGCAGACGAUGAUGCUUUACCGGCGAUACGUGAACUUCAAAUCGCCGGUGAUGCAUUCCCAGGACGGGAGAUUCAAGCAUGUGGAUUCUCCACUAAUGGCACAACUGUUUGUAUUUUCCAAUGGGUACGCCAUUUCCAAGAUGGGACAAUGGAAUACAUUACUGGGGCAGAUCAACCUAUAUAUCUGGUCACAGCUGAUGAUGUUGAUGCACAUCUUGCUAUUCAAUGUGCUCCAAUGGAUGACAGGAAUAGAAAGGGGGAGCUUGUUACAGUCUUUGCCAAUGAGCAGCACAAAAUAACUUGUGAUCCUGCUAUGCAAGAACAGAUUGAAAGAUACUUUUUUGAUGGACAGGCAUCCUUUGAAGUUUCCUUGUCGGCUGGCUGUCUAGAUAUAUGGGAAUCAGCUACAUUGUCGCUUAAGAUGGAGAGUUACACCAUUAAAAAUGGAAGCAAACCACGUGGCAUCCUUAUUUCAGAGAAGUUCUCACAAAACGUCUCUGUAACAAUCCCUUAUGGUCAGGCACUUGAAUUUGUGUUGUUUAGUUCUGAUGGAGGUGAACACCAUCUAAAGAUGACUACUGAUAGUGGCUCAUCGAGAGAUACCAUUGUUCUCACCAUGAGAUUGUUUAUCAAGCAGGCUGUAGAGAAGAAGAAGAGAAGGAAGAAGGUCCUGUUCUUUAACUAGGAGAUAGUCAGAUGAUGCCAUGCUGAGAAUGAAGCUAUGGGAUGUAACUUUUGAUUUGUAUAUCAUGUGGUAAAAUGCCAUGGUCUUGUAAAAAAAUUUCUCAUGUAAAGCAAUUCAUUGACCCAGUCCUGAUCAUAACUUGUAAUUUGCUGCAUAUGCUGAGCAAUUUGUCAAGUUCAUAGAAAUGUUAUGAUCGUUUUUCCAUGUUCCGUGCUCCUUUAGCUUCAACAGUGCAAUUCCUACAAGAGGGUGGUCCAUCCAUGGCAAUAUUUUUAACAGAAAACCCCAAAAAUGUACUGUACAACUGUUGAAUUUUGUAAAAUGGGAUUAAUGUUGAUAAAUUGUAGACUUGUUUGUAUUGUCCUAA
Messenger RNA from Amborella trichopoda, 3011 nucleotides. RefSeq lists its product as uncharacterized. Gene Ontology annotation, cellular component: plasma membrane. The record is from RefSeq and is a predicted model, not a curated record. Lineage: Eukaryota; Viridiplantae; Streptophyta; Magnoliopsida; Amborellales; Amborellaceae.